Ilex paraguariensis (yerba mate) is the source of this 1008-nucleotide messenger RNA. The record is from the annotation of a GenBank genome assembly. NCBI's taxonomy places the organism in Eukaryota, Viridiplantae, Streptophyta, Magnoliopsida, Aquifoliales, Aquifoliaceae.
AUGACCAGGUAUUUCGGAGUCCAGAAUGUAGUUCCAGUGGUGAAGUCCAGACUCCUGCCCUGUUUUCAAGAGAGUAAUGGUUUAGAAAGUUGGAUUAAGCCUCCAUCAAACCUCUUGCAUAAGAUGAAUGAUGCUGAACUGUUUUGGCGGGCUUCGUUUGCUCCUCAAAUGAAAGAUUACCCAUUUAAGAGAACUCCCAAGAUUGCCUUCAUGUUUUUGACAAUAGGACCAUUGCCACUAGCACCUCUAUGGGAGAGGUUUUUUAAGGGGCAUGAGGGGCUUUAUUCAAUUUAUCUGCAUACACAGCCAUCCUAUGAAGCAAAUUUCAAUCAGUCAUCGGUCUUUUACCAGAGGCAAAUUCCUAGUCAGGUGGCAGAGUGGGGGAGGAUGAAUAUGUGUGAUGCUGAGAAAAGACUCCUAGCUAAUGCAUUGCUUGAUCUCUCCAAUGAGUGGUUCGUUCUCCUGUCUGAGUCUUGCAUUCCUCUUCAUAACUUUAGCUUUGUUUACGACUACAUAUCAGGAUCUCAGUUCAGCUUCAUGAGUUCGUUCGAUGACCCUGGACCUUCUGGUAGAGGGCGUUAUAAUGAUCAGAUGGCUCCUGAGGUCACCAUCACAAAUUGGCGUAAAGGGUCUCAGUGGUUUGAAAUCAAUCGAAAACUGGCAGUUGACAUUGUCCAGGAUACCAUUUACUACCCAAAGUUUGAACAGUUCUGCAGACCUGCUUGUUAUGUGGAUGAACACUAUUUCCAGACCAUGCUUAGCAUCCGAUCUCCUCAUCUCUUGGCAAACAGGAGUGUUACCUUUGUGGAUUGGUCUAGGGGUGGCGCUCAUCCUGCCACAUUUGGGAAAGAUGAUAUUACAGAGCAAUUUUUCAAGAACAUUCUCGAAGAUCAAGCAUGCACUUACAAUGAUCAGCCAUCGUCGCCUUGUUUUCUCUUUGCAAGGAAGUUUGCUCCAAAUACAUUGGACCCCUUGCUAGAACAGUCAUCCAAAAUUUUCAGCUUUUGA